This is a messenger RNA of Megalops cyprinoides (Indo-Pacific tarpon), 3494 nucleotides long. RefSeq names its product synaptic vesicle glycoprotein 2Ca (gene sv2ca). Gene Ontology annotation, molecular function: transmembrane transporter activity. Gene Ontology annotation, biological process: chemical synaptic transmission; transmembrane transport. Bases 265 to 2454 code for a protein of 729 amino acids. Gene Ontology annotation, cellular component: membrane. Lineage: Eukaryota; Metazoa; Chordata; Actinopteri; Elopiformes; Megalopidae. The transcript has 13 exons. The record is from RefSeq and is a predicted model, not a curated record.
CAGAGGCACAACUGCAACGUAAACCUCCCCGGCAGUUACUACCUCAGUUCCCUUCAUUCUGCUGUGGGAUACCAGCAAACAUACAUUUUAGACACGAACAGCUAGUUUUGUGCUAUGGGUCCUCAAUCCUAACAUCCAAUCUCCCGUCUUCAGCGACCGAUGAUCGCCGUCAUUGAAGCAGACAGUUGUAUGUGGUGAUCUGUCCCGCAAAAACUCCCACAAUCGCACUGUAAGUCCCUCUGCGGUCGACCUCCCCCGGACGAGAUGGAUGAUGCAUACAGGGACAGAACGUCGCUCGUGAAGGGGGCCAAGGACAUCGCCAAGGAGGCCAAGCGGCACGCGGUGAAGAAGGUCAACAAGGUGGUGGACCGGGCCUCGGACGAGUACUCCCAGCGCACCUACAGCCGCUUCCAGGACGAGGAGGACGAUGACGACGACUACUACCGGCAGGACGGCAACUACGCGGGGGGCGCCGCCAACGACGAGGAAGGGUCCAGCGACGCCACGGAGGGCCACGACGACGAGGACGAGAUCUACGAGGGGGAGUACCAGGGCAUCCCGGGCGAGGGGAGCCUGAAGGAGGGCCAGGUGGCCGUGGGGCAGCCGGUGGCGGACGGGCUGAAGGACCGGAAGGAGCUGGAGUCGGAGCGGCAGGCGGACGAGGAGGAGCUGGCGCAGCAGUACGAGCUGAUCAUCCAGGAGUGCGGGCACGGCCGCUUCCAGUGGCAGCUCUUCUUCGUCCUGGGCCUGGCGCUCAUGUCCGACGGCGUGGAGGUCUUCGUGGUGGGCUUCGUGCUGCCCAGCGCCGAGACGGACAUGUGCGUUCCCAACUCGAGCUCAGGCUGGCUGGGCAGCAUCGUGUACCUGGGCAUGAUGGUAGGGGCGUUCUUCUGGGGCGGGAUGUCGGACAAGGUGGGCCGGCGGCAGUGCCUGCUCAUCUGCAUGUCCAUGAACGGCUUCUUCGCCUUCCUCUCCUCCUUCGUGCAAGGCUACGGCUUCUUCCUGCUGUGCCGCCUGUUCGCCGGCUUCGGGAUUGGAGGAGCAGUGCCCAUCGUGUUCUCCUUCUUCGCGGAGGUGCUGGCGCGGGAGAAGAGAGGGGAGCACCUGAGCUGGCUCUGCAUGUUCUGGAUGAUUGGCGGUAUCUACGCCUCAGCAAUGGCUUGGGCCAUCAUCCCCCACUAUGGUUGGAGCUUCAGCAUGGGGUCUGCCUACCAGUUCCACAGCUGGAGGGUGUUUGUGGUGGUCUGCGCCCUGCCCUGCGUCUGCGCAGUCGUGUCCCUCACCUUCGUGCCAGAGAGUCCCCGCUACUACCUGGAGGUGGGGAAGCACGACGAGGCCUGGAUGAUCCUCAAGCAGAUCCACGACACCAACAUGCGGGCGCGUGGGCAGCCGGAGAAAGUCUUCACCGUGAACCGCAUCAAGAUCCCGAAGCAGAUCGAUGAGCUGGUGGAGAUGCAAUCUGAGACGGGGAACCCUGUCUCCAAGGUCUUGUUCAGAGUGAAAGCUGAACUCUACGGGAUCUGGCUAACAUUUCUGAAGUGCUUCAACUACCCUGUGAAAGAUAACACUGUCAAGCUGGCUAUUGUGUGGUUUACGCUGUCUUUUGGGUUCUAUGGCCUGUCCGUCUGGUUCCCCGACGUCAUCAAGCACCUGCAGGCGGACGAGUACGCCUCGAAAGUCAAGACCCACAACAACGAGCGCAUCGAGGACUUCACCUUCAACUUCACCCUGGAGAACCAGAUCCACACCAACGGGGUGUUCAUCAAUGACAGGUUCAUCAGCAUGAAGUUCAAGUCGGUCACCUUCAUUGACUCUACCUUUCGGAACUGCUACUUUGACGAUGUGACCUCUGUGGGCUCUUACUUCAGGAACUGCACUUUCAUUGAAGCAUUUUUCUUCAACACCGAUAUCGAUGACUCCAAGCUGAUCGACACAGAGGUGAUAAACAGCACGUUCCACCACAACAAGACAGGGUGUCAGAUGACGUUCGACGACGACUACAGCGCCUACUGGGUCUACUUUGUCAACUUCCUGGGGACGUUGGCGGUGUUGCCAGGGAACAUAGUGUCAGCGCUCCUCAUGGACAAAAUAGGACGUCUGUCAAUGUUAGGUGGCUCUAUGAUCUUGUCGGGAAUCAGCUGCUUCUUCCUGUGGUUCGGGACCAGCGAGUCUAUGAUGAUAGGCAUGCUGUGCCUCUAUAAUGGCCUUAGCAUAUCUGCCUGGAACUCCCUGGAUGUGGUCACUGUGGAGCUCUACCCUACGGACAGGAGGGGGACGGGCUUUGGUUUCUGUAACGCACUGUGCAAGCUGGCAGCGGUCCUGGGGAACAUGAUUUUCGGGUCGCUGGUGGGCAUCACGAAAGCCAUCCCCAUCCUGCUGGCUUCGGCCGUCCUGGUGUGCGGGGGGCUGGUGGGUCUGCGGCUGCCGGACACCAGGGCCAAUGUCCUCAUGUAACACCCCCCUCCCCCCCACCUGCUCGGACCCCCGCCUGGGCAACACACGGGUGCAAAAGGCUUAGACCACAGACAACACUACUGCAUUUUCACACUCCUUUCUGUUUAUAUAUUUAUUUAUAAUGUGUUGUACAUAUAAUGUCUUAUUUAUUAAUGUAUUUAUUUAUACACAGCCUGGUGCAUUGGCUCAGCAUCUCAAUGCCACUGUAGGGAUUUAUGAACCCACAGCUGCUCUUGUACUUUCUCAUCAUUAUAUCCUUAUAACACUAGCUGAUUCAAGAGCAGAUUAAAAGAGCACCUUUGGCAUUUCUCUGAAGUGUUUCCACUGUUCCCCCAUCCUUGUAUCAAUUUCGAUCGAUGUGUCAGUGCCGGCUUCAGAUUAUUUUCAUUUCCUCGGAACAAGCAACAGCAGACACGCGAAAUGAAACCCAGGGAAGGUGCUUGGCAUGGUCGCACCAAGUAGAUGGCCUUUACAGGUCUGGUUUAUAGAAGUUUGGUACAUCAGGCCAGACUCUUCCGCUGAGUCUGUUACAUUCAGAAAAGAACUUCAGGUGCCCUAUAUUUGGAAUAAGGACUUAGUUACUGUUGUGAUUAUUCAUGCACUUCUAUUAGGGUGCGCCAGAUGGAUGGCAGAGUGAAAAACAAGCACUAAUGAGAAACCUCAGUCUGCUCAGAGAUGUCCUGGGAGAGCCUGCAGCCCAGUGAGUCCAGAGGAGGCAGAAUCAUGAAUCAUAAAGAUGCACUAUAGCUGAACUAUUCAUUAAUGAUAAACUGAAAAUACCGGCACUAUGCUAUUUAGGCACCUAGGCCUCAGUCUCACUGCUAAUGCUAUUCAUGCUCUGAAAUAAUGUCAAAACUCAUCAAAUUUUCAGUGGAAAUAGAAAAACUGCACUUAUUGUUAAAACCAAGACAUAUUUUUUAUCAUAUAAAGUACUUGCCUGUCAGAUUUUGCCUAUUAAAUUCUUGCCUGUCAGGUUUUUGUGAUUUUGAUGUCAUCGCACGUCAACCAUGUAAAUGCAUACUUGUUGAAUUUAAUUCUGC